Molecule: messenger RNA, 1334 nt
Organism: Alligator mississippiensis (American alligator)
Lineage: Eukaryota; Metazoa; Chordata; Crocodylia; Alligatoridae
Gene: DNAJC9
Product: DnaJ heat shock protein family (Hsp40) member C9
Exons: 5
Coding region: 25-807 (260 amino acids)
Cellular component (GO): nucleus; cytoplasm
Molecular function (GO): heat shock protein binding
Source: RefSeq, marked provisional
CCCAGAGGGAGCCGCGGCCGGGCCAUGGGGCUGCUGGAGCAGUGCGAGGCGGCCUUCGGCUCCGCCGACCUGUACUGUGUGCUCGGUGUGCGGCGCCACGCCUCGGCCGACGAGAUCUGCCGCGGCUACCGCAAGGCGUCGCUGCGCGUCCACCCCGACCGUGUCGCCGCCGAGCGCCGCGAUGAGGCCACGCGGCACUUCCAGGUGCUGGGCCGGGCUUACGCGGUGUUGAGCGACCCCGAGCAGCGCGCCGUGUACGACGAGCAGGGCCUGGUGGACGAGGAGUCGGACGUGCGGAGCCAGGACCGCGACUGGGCCGAGUACUGGAGGCUGCUCUUCAAGAAGAUCACCAUAAAGGAUAUUCAGGAUUUUGAGAAGAAGUACAAAGGUUCAGAAGAAGAGCUGGCUGACAUUAAAUCAGCAUAUAAAGAUUUCAAAGGAGACAUGGACAAGCUUAUGGAAUCUGUGCUGUGUGUGGAUUAUACAGAUGAGCCCAGGAUAAGGAAGAUUAUACAGCAGGCCAUUGACUCGGGAGAGGUUCCAUCCUAUAAAGCCUUCAUUAAAGAAGCUAAGCAGAAAAUGAACGCAAGGAAAAGGAGGGCUGAAGAAGAAGCUAAAGAAGCAGAGAAGUCCAGGGAAGAACUAGGUCUUGGUGAAGGAGAAGAUGACUUGAAAGCACUUAUUCAAACUAGAAAUCAGAAUCGGAAAAAAGACAUGGACAACUUUCUGGCUCAGCUAGAAGCAAAAUAUGGAAAUAAAUCUAAAAAAGGAGGAAAGAAAACGGUACUGAAGAAAGGGAAGAAAUAAACAGUUUGAGUUCCCAGCCUCUUCUUUUGCCCGCAUGAGAACAUCUCAAUCUCAGUAAAUAUCUGCAAUCUUCCAGUUUAUCAGUAUAUGGAUGUAUCAAUCCUUGUAGAUGGAAAGAUAUGGCAAAACGCAUCCUGAAGCAAAUGUAGAUAAAUUCCCUGGCAACUUUUAAUGAAGGUUAAGUAGGUUCUUGAUAGCUUAAUAUAAGAAAGUAUUGUAAUAUUUGCUAAUUGGGAGGUGUAUGUCUGCUCGUAUUUGAGUUGUGUAAUACAUCAAACCCUGCCAACUGUCACUGGUAAGAACAGUGGUUUUAAGACGGAUCAGUUUAUACUGAAUCAGCAUUUAAGGUGUCCAGCCAUGUGAACCAACAUGUGUUAGUAAUUAAUUAGUUUCUUGUCUAAUCCUGUAUUCUUUUUUAUAGUCUCUGCACAGUUCUCAAUAGGGCAAGUUACUUUCAAAUAUGUCUGUGUUUUUAUAAAUAUAUUUCUGAAACUAGCUUUAAUAAAAUAAAUGAUGGUUUUGCAAAA